Molecule: messenger RNA, 363 nt
Organism: Cylindrotheca closterium
Lineage: Eukaryota; Bacillariophyta; Bacillariophyceae; Bacillariales; Bacillariaceae
Source: the annotation of a GenBank genome assembly
AUGGCAACUGUUCGAAAGAAAAAGGAAGGAUUCACUCCAAGACAAGUCAAGGCUGCGAUGGAAGCGAGAAGUGCAAUGCACAUACUCAAUGUUCCAAGCACCAAAAGUCUGAAGUAUGCAAUCCAAUCUGGUCUCAUCAAGAAGUGUCCUAUCACUGAAGAAGCUAUCAAUCAUGCCGAAGCAAUCUUUGGACCUGACGCCUCUACAUUGAAAGGCAAGUCAAUAAGACCAACUCUGAAGAAGACGUACGACGACUUCUUCAGUCCGCCAGAGGAAUUAUAUCAGCACAAUCGAUCUAUUACCGUCUGUAUUGAUCACAUGGAGAUCGAGAAUGCUAAGUUUCUCACCUGCAUUGAUACCACU